Dentiscutata erythropus is the source of this 557-nucleotide messenger RNA. NCBI's taxonomy places the organism in Eukaryota, Fungi, Glomeromycota, Glomeromycetes, Diversisporales, Gigasporaceae. The record is from the annotation of a GenBank genome assembly.
UAUUUCAUAAAUCAUUCGUGACUCGUAAUAGCAUUUUUUGGCGAAAUAUCGAUUUUUCAUGGUCAUAUGUUAUUAAAUAUGACAAACAUAAUUCGAAAGAAAAAUUUGAUAUGCUGCAACAAUCUUCACACAUUCCUUUUAACGAAUUUUUUAUUUGUAAAUGUGGAUCAGAUAAAACAAAUUGGCAAAAAGAAGCAUAUCGACAAGAAUGUGAUUAUUUUAAGCUUCUUCAAUCUGUCAAUAAAUCUCUUCCUAAGAAUGAACGUUUAAUCAACAUGAAUAAGAAAGGUUCUUUGAUGAAAAUUAAAAAGAUAUUUUGUACUAUAAAAUUAGAUUACGAUAUAUAUCUUUGGGUUAAAAAUCUUAAUGAUACAACAUCUACCAUCUAUAAACAAGAGAGUGAAUUACUUCAAAAUUUUAAGAAAUCUAUUUUUAAACAAGCAAAAAAAAAGAAAAUAAAUAUAUCUGAAAUUAAACCAAUUGUUGAAACACGUUUAACUGCUCUUAAUCAAUCUCCAGAAUAUUAUCCUCAAUCUCCAAAUUUCUGUUCAGUAUAA